Messenger RNA from Australozyma saopauloensis, 3336 nucleotides. RefSeq names its product Rga2p (gene RGA2). Lineage: Eukaryota; Fungi; Ascomycota; Pichiomycetes; Serinales; Metschnikowiaceae. The transcript has a single exon. The record is from RefSeq and is a predicted model, not a curated record. Gene Ontology annotation, cellular component: cytoplasm. Gene Ontology annotation, biological process: regulation of GTPase activity; signal transduction. The coding region runs from base 1 to 3336 and encodes 1111 amino acids.
AUGGCUGAGAUCGCCAGCUCGCCCUCGAUUUCCACCCAGACGUGUAAGAAGUGCCAUGACUCCAUCUUCGAGGGACACGCGUACGAGUUGGGCGACGACCGCUGGCACAUCCAGUGCUUCAAGUGCUUCAAGUGCGACAAGGCGCUCGGCUGCAACCUGAACUUCUUGGUGCUCGGCAACGGCAGCUUGGUGUGUCUGUCGUGUUCGUACAACUGUAAGCAGUGCGGCAAGAAGAUCGACGACUUGGCCAUUCUUACCGGCGACAAGGCGUACUGUCUGACGUGCUUCAAGUGUCGCGUGUGUAAGCUGAAGAUCGAGGACUUGCGCUAUGCGCGUACGUCCAAGGGUCUCUUCUGUAUGGCGUGCCAUGAGGAUCUCUUGGCCAAAAAGAAGAAACACAAUCUCAAGAAGAAGCAGAAGGAACAGCUACUGCUGCUGCUGCGGCCGGCGGCCAUGCUGGCGCCCGAUUCGGCGCCGGGUGCUGGGUCCGGCAGCUCUUCUUCUCCAUCCAAUAUGCCCAGUCUCAGUCCGGCGCCAGACUUGCCUUCACUCGCCAAGCUCAACUCCUCGCUGUCGUCGGUGAACAAGUCGCUCCCGCCUCAUCCAUCGUCAUUGGGCUCUUUGCCUAGGAGCUCGUUGGCCAGCGCGCCUUCGCUCCACUCGCCUCACUCAUCCAUGCGCUCAUUUCAGGACUCUCCUGCUCCUGCUCCUGCUCCUCCCUCUGCACCUACUGUUGGGACGCCCUCGCUUAUGCCAUCCGCGCAGUCAAUCAUUUCUACGGCUUCGAGCGUAAAAAGCCCUCUGGGCUUGAACGAUGCCAUCUCCGUGGACUCCGCGGCCACGUACGACUCGCAUGGGUUGGAUUUGCCCCAGAAAGAGUCUCCAGACGAUGACUUCGAGAAUCAGAUCAACAUGCGCAAGGCUCGUGAACGCCUCGAACGGCGCUUCGAGCGCCUGGCCCUGUCAAACACGGUAGAGAAGGAGGGCACCAUUCUAGACUUAAUCGAAUCCUUUUCUGGACCAACGACCCCGACCACCGACAUCAGCAUGCGCGCCAGCAUGAAGCCUUUGUCCGAAACCACCAAUAUCGCCACCCCACUGGAUUUGUCUCUUCCAACGUCUGGUACGUCGCCAAAAAAGACUCUCGCAGACCCACAGACGACGCCCGGCAAAAACAUCAUGAUCAUCUCACCUAGUCAAUUCCAUGACAACGAGUUCCAUGUGGCUGAUCUGGUGGGUCAGCAAUUCUACGACAAAUCCAAUGAUGAUGCCGUCAGAACUCGUUCUUCAGUGUCUCUGCCCAUGGCAAAGGUCAAUCGCCAGGCUCGAGUUGUUGAGACCAGCGAGGAAGCGAGUGCCAAUGAGCAUAGGGAUACUGGCAAGUAUUUACUCCAGUCUGCAAUCACAACGCCGAAAAGGUCGACUAAUUUGCCUGGCCCUAUCACUUCUCCGCCACCUUUAUUGGCUCUUCCUCAAGUUCCAACAACUCCAGGUUCAAGGAACUACGGAUCGGCUGCUGCUGCUGAAAGGGCUCCUGCUGCUGAAAGGGCUGAUAAUUACGAGCCAAAAGGACUAGGUCUCAAAGGGAUGGAUCUUCUCAAAGCCACGCACACAGUGAAGGAGGCAACCCCAGCAGUUUCGAAUCUUGAAGAAACAAUUCCUGAUGAGGCAGAUGAAGACGAUGCAAACAAACCAAGCCGCUCAAAGAUCACUCGGAAGAUGUCCUUACGUCACAAGCGUUCGAUAUCCGGUGGCCUGACCACAGGUUCGCUCUCGAGUCGUCUUGGCUUUUUCAAGCAUAAGGAGGAGGAGAAAAAUGAUCGCGGCCAUGUCAGACAUGUGCUGGAAGGUUCUAUCAACGGACAAGCUUUCACUACUCCUCCAUUACCUUACUCGUCUCCUUUUAGAGAGAGUGUUUACCGAGAGCUACACAACAGAUCGAAUUCAGAGACCCAGUAUUUGAAUGACAAUGACUUCAAUUUGGAUAUUGCAUCUAUAAGGGCCGAGGUCGCUCAACUUGACAGCCGAAGGCAAACUCUUUUGGCGGACAACAUGCGGCUCAACUCAGACAGGACCAGACUCAAGGAAAACAUCGCUUCUUUGGAACAGAAGGUAAUUGCUGAGGCCGAAAAGCUUGAAGGUCUCAGAGUCGAGCAGUUGAGACUUCAAGCCGAAAAUGACGCAUUGAAGGAGCUGAAUAGGCAAUUAGAUGCCCUGGCGGCAUCUAAAACUCGAGAAAUGAGCAGCAAAUCGGAAAACUCGAGCAACUGGAGUGGUUCAAACUUGCAGCCCCAAUUGAGCAACCGUAUGAGUCAGUACUUCGAGGUUAACUCUGAUCAAAUUGACAACAUGAAUGCACUUGAUGCAGUCUCCGAGGAAGGUUCUGAGACGCAGAAAGCUACUAGGCUCAAGUUCUGGCGCCGACCCAAGGUAUCCGUCACUCCGUCCGGAUCUUCUGGAGCAGAUCAUUUGGCUGUUCCUACUACUAACGGCCCCAGGACCGGAAACUAUUCCAACAACAAGAUGAGCUCGUCAUAUUCAUCCAAUUCGAUCAAUACUUCUUCACACAACAUCAGUGACAGUUCAGAAAGCGGCAGUGCAUUCAAGUCACUCAACUCAUUCAUCACCAAAUCGCGGUCCACCAAUCUUCUUGAGUCCUUUGUUAACGGCCAAGGGGCAUCGUCUGGAGGCGACGCACCUUUAUUUUCCUCCACUAUUCAACGGCGUGCUAUUUACGAGGGUCAGAAAGUACCACUUAUUGUGAGCAAAUGUCUUGAAGAGGUCGAGAGCCGCGGAAUGGACGUCGAGGGUAUCUACCGUCUCAGUGGAGGAAACUCUGCUGUUGUGGCAAUUGAAAAUGCAUUUGGAGCAUUAAGCUCAAAUCCCGACCGCAAACAGCUCCAAAAAGCGUGCGACCUUCUCUCGGGCGACAUUAACGCAGUGACAAGCGCAUUGAAACGGUACCUCAGGAAGCUCCCCGACCCAUUGAUUCCUUAUGCAUUGUACUCUAGUUUCACCAAAGUCGGACAAACAAAGGGAGACACCGCUGAGCGGUGUCAAGAGCUCCAGACCCGUGUGAUCCUGCGUCUUCCCGCAGCCAACAAGCACACCUUGUAUCUCAUCGGCAAACACUUGGACAAGGUGAACUACUACAGUAGUGUGAACAGAAUGAACUUCAAGAACUUGUCGGUUGUGUUUGCGCCCACAAUCGCUCGAGACUCUACAGGUGAGAGAGAAAUCAUGGACAUGGGAGCACGGAACGAGGCCACGGAGCUUUUAUUCGCCAACUUCACGACUCUUUUUGCAAACUACACCGAUGAACCGGUCAAUUCAUAA